AUGGCUCGUAUAAUUCUUCUUGGUGGGACCGUUUUUUGUCAGGUUUUGCUGCGCUUGCUGUCUAUAGCUUCAGCCCAGAUCGCAUAUUCCAUUUCAGAGGAGGUGAACACGGGGACGUUUGUUGGAAAUGUCGCAAAGGAUCUUAAUUUGAAUGUCCAAGAACUGGAAUCACGCGGAUUUCAUAUCCCCGCAGUUUUGGGAAGGACAUAUUUUGAUGUCAAUUUGAAAACCGGUGUUCUGUUUGUCAGCGAAAGGAUCGACAGGGAGGAAUUUUGUCCAGCCUCACCGCAAUGUUCAGUGAAUUUAGAAGCCAUUGUUGAUAAUCCGUUAAACCUGUUUCGCAUUGAGAUAAACAUUUUAGACAUUAAUGACAAUGCUCCGUCGUUUCGUAUGAAUUCUAAGCAAUUUCAUAUUUCAGAAUUGUCCUUUGUUGGAGACCGAUUUCAGCUGCCUAGAGCGUCGGACCCUGAUGUAGGAGCGAACUCGGUUAAAAGCUACAAGCUGAGUCCAAACGAACACUUUUCUCUGGAUGUACAAAGCGGAGGAAAGCAGAGCGUGUCGUCUGAGUUAGUAUUGCAGAAAGCUUUAGAUCGAGAAAAACAGCCUGUGAUCCAGCUCACACUGACUGCUGUAGACGGAGGAAAACCUCCCAAAUCAGGUACAAUGCAGAUAGUCAUAAAUGUGCAAGAUGUGAAUGAUAACGCACCAGUGUUUGGUAAUGCUCUUUACAAAGUGCAACUUGUUGAAAAUGCACCAGUGGGAACAUUAGUCAUAAAUCUAAAUGCCACUGAUGUAGAUGAGGGUGUGAAUAGUGAAAUUGUUUAUUCUUUAGUGCACCAAGACAGCGAUGACAAAGCAAAUAGCGUUUUUAAAAUGGACUCUUCCACCGGCGUGAUUUCAGUGCAGGGCAGUGUGGAUUUUGAGCAACACAAUGCAUACGAGAUUCAUGCUCAGGCUAAAGACAAAGGGUCGAGUCCGCGAUCCGCGCACUGUAAAAUAUUAGUAGAGGUUUUGGAUUUAAACGACAAUGAGCCAGAAAUAUCAUUAAUGUCACAAGUGAACACAGUAAGGGAGGAUGCUAAAAAAGAAACAACGGUUGCGUUGAUAACGAUAUCGGACAAAGACUCGGGAAAGAAUGGGAAUACGCAUGGGAAAGUGGUAGGUGAUGUUCCUUUUAAAUUACAGUCGUCGUAUAAAAACUAUUAUUCUCUUGUAGUGGAUGGGCCGUUGAAUAGAGAGCAUGUUGAUCGAUAUAAUGUCACAAUCAUGGCGUCAGAUGAAGGGACCCCGCCUCUUUCUGCCACUCGUGUUUUUACAGUAUAUGUAUCUGAUGUUAAUGACAAUCCGCCAUGUUUCCCAAAUCCUGUCAUAAAUAUCUUCGUAAAAGAAAAUGGCCCUAAAGGCCAAAUCAUUUACACUAUUUCAGCUGUUGAUCCAGAUUUAGAUGAAAAUUCCAAAAUUACUUAUGGAUUAUUGAAACCACUUCAUAAAUCUGGAAAUACAUAUUCUGCUGUUAGUAUAAACCCUGAUAGUGGGGAUAUACACAGUUUACAGUCAUUUAACUAUGAGGAGACAAAAACAUUUCAGUUCAAAGUUCAGGCCACAGACUCUGGUGUUCCUCCGCUCAGCAGUAACGUGACUGUCAAUGUUUUUAUCCUGGAUGAGAAUGACAACAGUCCCGCCGGUUCUCGCGCCCUAUUCCGAGCUCGGUUCCGUUAA
This is a messenger RNA of Cyprinus carpio (common carp), 1719 nucleotides long. RefSeq names its product protocadherin alpha-3-like. Gene Ontology annotation, molecular function: calcium ion binding. The transcript has a single exon. The coding region runs from base 1 to 1719 and encodes 572 amino acids. Gene Ontology annotation, biological process: homophilic cell-cell adhesion. The record is from RefSeq and is a predicted model, not a curated record. Gene Ontology annotation, cellular component: plasma membrane. Lineage: Eukaryota; Metazoa; Chordata; Actinopteri; Cypriniformes; Cyprinidae.